Messenger RNA from Plasmodium fragile, 1824 nucleotides. RefSeq lists its product as uncharacterized. The record is from RefSeq and is a predicted model, not a curated record. Bases 1 to 1824 code for a protein of 607 amino acids. The transcript has a single exon. NCBI's taxonomy places the organism in Eukaryota, Apicomplexa, Aconoidasida, Haemosporida, Plasmodiidae.
AUGGAAGUGGACAAAAUCAGAAGGAGCUCCAUCAGGAGACACAAACUUUCCAGCGCAGACGACACAUACGACAAACCGACAGCGAACAGCUCCAUAAACAAUGAGACCUGCAGCGACGAGGGCGAAAUAGAGUUCGAAGGAUGGGUGGAGUUUAUAACGAAGAGUGAAAAAGAAGAUAAUGAUAAUGACGAUACUCUGUGCGAAGAAAAGAUUAGCAAGUCCUGUGGAAAAAGAGGAAGCACCAUACAUAUAUCGAGUUCUCCUGGUGUGUAUACACAUACGAGUAAAACAAAAAAGGGAGAAAAAUAUGUCAACAGUGGACAAACUACCGUUGCCAAUACCAACGUCGUUGUUAAUAAUGAAGAGACAUCAGGUUAUGCUUAUACGAAUGCGAACUAUAUGAACAGGGGACCUGUGGCGACAUUAAAUGGCGGGGUGUUUUAUGCGAAUGGCAGUAAUCCUACUACAUACCCAUUAAUUAUUAACACGCAGAAGACAACGGAUAACACAAUGAAUGUGCUGAACCCCAAUUAUGUGGAUCCAUCUCCUCCAGUUGUUUUGAAGAAUCAACAAAUAAUUCCCCAGCUGUAUAUUAGGCAGCCGCCAACAGUGGUGGUAACAAAUGAACCUCGUCCCCCCCUAGUGAUAAACCCCCCACCAGCUAACAUCGUUUUUAAAAAUAAAGCCCCGCAACCUAUAUAUGUAAAUAGUACAAGGCCAAAUAUCAUCAUUAAAAAUGAUCCAGCAGUUGUACAGAACCCAAUUGAUAUGGAUUCUAUGCCUAUCCAGCUAGAUGUCCCCCUGGAAAAUACAUCUACAACAAUUACAGAGUCGAUAAAAUAUCCCUGUACAGUUAAUCUCAAGAAUGAACCCAUCAGGGAUAACGGAAGUUGCUUUUUUAACACAAGUGUAAAUACUACCUCCACAGGGUUAGUGCCAACAGGCAAUAUGAUCCAGAUAGAUAAUUCGCCAGUAGGCCCUAUUACGCAACAAAUUGUUCCAAAUGUGUAUAUGAUGAAUGAGCAUGGGCAGCUUCAGGGAGGCGUACAAACACAACAGGGUGCCAUCUAUACAGUAACUCCAGGGGGUACCAUAAUACAAACACAGCAGUCCCCACCAAGCCCUAUAUACAGUAUGUAUGAACCGAAUGUUUACCAGUGCGUGCAGCCAAGUUACGCGCAGGUCAUAGGAGCUCAGCCUGAGCAGUGCAGUGCUGGUGGGACCUUGCUGAACCAUCCCGUGCAAAUGGCACCAGGGCAACACGUGCACGCGAUGUCCGCGCAGAAUAUGCAGGCAAGCACCCAGCCACAAGUGCACCUAACAGGAGGAGUGCAAUAUUACCAAGGGUAUAGCAAUGCCCAACCUGCCAUGACGUACGAGAAAGUGUGCUCUCAGCAAGUAGCUCAACCAGCAUAUGGGAAUGCAACACCUCAGUAUGUUCACCAGAGCUAUAUGCAAACGAAUCCAAUGAUGCAGGAACAGAUGGUGUCCCAGACUGCAACGAGAAGAUCAUCCUUUGUUCCUAAUAACAACUUAGCGCAAGGGGGACACCGAGUUAUAAGGUACAGUCAUAAUGUAGGCCAACCUGUUAAUGUAAAUAAAAUUCCCUUGCAGCAUCAGACAUCAUCGGCCUCCAGUGAAUUUCUACCUUCUUGUGGAUCCGUCGGUUGCGGAGCCUCGAAUACUAAACCGAUGCAGGCACGUAACGUGAGGAGUCACAGUUAUGCACAUCCCCAAGUACACGGGACAAUGCAGGCCCUUCCAAAGAAGGUCCAAAUAAUGGCUCGCCCUAUGCACGAUCAGAACCUCCGAGGGCAUAAUUAA